UUUUUUGUCUGUGAAUCCUGAUCUUUGUGAUACCGUGACUACCCAGAACAAGUGUAACUUCGGUACAGACCAUUUGUGUAGUUUACAGUUUCAUCAGAUAAGUGUUAUUUGCAAACAGUGAGUUCCAGGUUGGACAAGGUAUUCAAGUUUGCCUGCCGCAGACAUCAAUCAAACAGACUUCAGCACGUGGUUUUGACCUCUACUUCUCAGAUUCUGCACAAUAUCAACAGCUGGGCAGAUUUUUUUCUGUUCUGAGGACACCCUUUUCUCUGGACGCCCCUGACUUAGACCAACGCCAAUAUGCCUGCACGUUCUUGCUGUUCUGGGAACUCCAGCCUCGUCCAGAAAAAGCCCCGUGCAUCACUCAGCAAAAGACUGCGAAAACGUUUCAAGAGUCAGCGAAAAUCUCACAAUCAGCUGUUUAUAGCGGGCGCUCUCGGUUUACCUUCUAUCAGGACAAGCGAGGGCAGAUUCAAGACUCCAGUAAACAUGACAUCGUUGUCUGCCUAUCUCUCUGGGAAAUCCCCCGUCGUGAAGACAAAAGAGCCACGAGCGACAUUGAGAAAGAAACUUCUGAAAUUGUUCUUCAAGAAAAAGCCAGAAACAUGCGCGUUUGUACAAAACACUACCAGCCUGCCAAAGGUUAAAUACGUAGAUAUAUCGUAUGAGAGCACUACAGAACUUGCUGCUCUGGGACUCCACGACCAGGCUUUUCUCGAGGAUAGCGACGCCUCAUCUUCGGAAAUUUGGGACCUCAGUUCUUUGGAGCAGUUAAACCCGACCUCGACAGAGAGCCCCGCCGGUUCCGAGGCAGUCUAUGCAGUACUGAAUCCUGUGGAUCCGUUUAAAAAGACCUCUAACAAGAACAUUUCCGUUUAUAAUGUUAGGGAUCCUCUAGGACAAUUAAACAAGACAUUUAUUAUCAAAAGCAAUGAAGGUUCAGAAGCAGUUUAUGAGGAGAUGAAUCCUGUGAGAAAGUUAAACACGACAUUUACCAUCAGCCCUCCAAAUUCAGAUGCUGUCCAUAAGGCACAGUUGAACAAGACUUUUACCAAGAACACUCACGGUUCAGAUGCCGCCAGUUAAACCAAACCUGUUUAGAGAACUUUGCCGCUUCAGAUGCAGUCUAUGAGAAAUUCAAUUUUCCGGGAUUGGCGGGAAUGUUUCUUGUUUCUAACCUGUGACACAAAGCAAACUCAGUUUGGAAGCCAAGAUGACUUAUAUCUAGGAACUUUGAUGUCAACGAAUAAAGGUCUGGUACAACAGAA
Messenger RNA from Aplysia californica (California sea hare), 1268 nucleotides. RefSeq lists its product as uncharacterized. The coding region runs from base 301 to 1086 and encodes 261 amino acids. The transcript is spliced from 2 exons. NCBI's taxonomy places the organism in Eukaryota, Metazoa, Mollusca, Gastropoda, Aplysiida, Aplysiidae. The record is from RefSeq and is a predicted model, not a curated record.